AGACGCCAUUCUCUAAAGAAUCGUCAAAAAAUAUUAUAUUUUCUUGUAUUUAUAUAUACAAAGGGGACGAAAGAAAGAAAGAAAAAGAAAAAAAAAAAGAAAAAAAAAUAGAAAAGAAUAUAAUCGUCAAAUAUCUCUAAUUAUAUCGCCACGUUCGCCGGGAAAAAGGAAAUAAAUAAAAAGUAGAAAAGAAAAGGAAAGAUAAAAAACAAAGGAAAGGAACAGAAAAAUAUAAAAAAAAAAAAGUAUGAUCCGAGAAUGUCUUGCGACGAUCCUGGCCGUAGCUGCGGUUGCCCACGGUGCGUUCAAUUGUCCGAACAAAGAUGGUCAAUACGAGGAUCUAAAACAAUGUGACAAAUAUUACGACUGUUUGGACGGAAUACCUACGGAAAAAUUAUGCCCUGACGGGCUCGUUUUCGAUCCGUUAAAUCGCAAAGUCAACAAAUGCGAUCAUGUUUUCAACGUCGAUUGCGGCGAUCGUCUUGAGUUGCAACCACCACAACCAACGAAAAAAUGUCCACGUAGAAAUGGUUUCUUCGCUCAUCCAGAACCGUCGGUUUGCAACGUAUUUUAUAAUUGCAUCGACGGCGAAGCCAUUGAGAUAACGUGCACCACAGGAUUGCAUUUUGACGAGUACAGCGGAACUUGCGUUUGGCCGGACAGUGCCGGACGUGAGGGAUGCGGAGUGGUCGAUAAGAAAUUGAAGGAUGGUUUUGAGUGUCCAAAGGAGAGUCAAUUAGAUAGCCGAGGUAUGGCCAUCGAUCAUCCUAAAUUUGCACAUCCUGACGAUUGUCAAAAGUUUUACGUAUGCUUGAAUGGGGUGACACCACGUGAACAGGGUUGUAGCGACGGCACUGUUUACAACGAAGAGCAACAGAGGUGUGACGCACCUGAAAACGUUCCCGGAUGCGAGGACUGGUACAAGGAUGAUGACAAAAAACCAUAAAGGAUCAUUCGAAAUUGAUAUGUCCCGCAUCGGGACGCCUCUCGUACUGCCUUUUAUUUUUAAUCGCGAUUAGUUUGUAAUAAUAAUCAUUUUAUGUGAGGAUAAACUAGCCGUAUUAUUUGUUUCGAAAUAAAUAUUAAUUUUUAACUUUA
Molecule: messenger RNA, 1098 nt
Organism: Vespa mandarinia (Asian giant hornet)
Lineage: Eukaryota; Metazoa; Arthropoda; Insecta; Hymenoptera; Vespidae
Product: protein obstructor-E
Cellular component (GO): extracellular region
Molecular function (GO): chitin binding
Source: RefSeq, a predicted model, not a curated record